CAUACAAACCGCUGUUAAACUCAAUAGAAGGAGGUCUCAACCCUACAGAAAAGCAGGACCUAUAGACCAGCACCCUUAUCAUACAGUUCUUUUGACAGUGUGCACAUUCUGCACAGACUUAUUCUGCAAUAACAGACAGUAUUUGUUGGUGUUCUGGUCCAAAAUCAGCAGCUAUGGAUUUGGUGUGGCUGGUGAGUUUGACUGUGAGCUUCGGAACCUGGUUCGCCUCCGCAGAGAGACAUAGCGUCUUCUGGAAUAUCACAAACCCAAAUUUCCUAUGGGAUGAGUACACAGUGGAGGUGAAAAUCAACGACUACCUGGACAUCAUCUGUCCUCACUACACGCGUGGGGAGCUGCCGUCCCAGGAGGCCGAGCGGUACGUGCUGUACAUGGUAGAGAAGGAGGACUAUGAGGUGUGUAAGCCCCACUCCUUCGACCAGCUGCGUUGGGAAUGUUCCCGGCCCUUCGCUGCCCACGCCCCCGAGAGGUUCUCCGAGAAGUUCCAGCGCUUCACCCCCUUCACCCUGGGCAAGGAGUUCAGACAGGGAGAGAGCUACUACUAUAUCUCCAAGCCGCUGCAUCACCACGGCCAGGAGUGUCUGAGACUGAAGGUGGAUGUGGUUGGACCUCAUGGUUCUGGGAAGGCCAAGGCUGACAAAGGCAAGGAUGGAGCGAUGGAGAAAGCGAUGGAUGGAGGAAAGGAAAAGAUGGGAGGAGGAGGAGGAGGAGGAGGAGGAGUGCACAACCCCUCCAACAGGCUUCCAGCCGAUGACCCUACUGUGUUGGAGCCGAAGGUUCAGAAGAGUGUGGGUAGUUCAGGUGUUCAGCUGGUCUCCCUGUCGGUCUUCUUCACCCUGUUCCCCGUCCUACUAUCCCUGUUACUAUGUUGAGACUGAGUUAAAGACCUAGCUACAGAGACACUGUCAACCCAAUGCUGGACAUUGGCACAAAGAAGAUUUUUAUAGAUAUUUUUAUAUUUGCAACUGGACUGAACUGCUGUGUGUGUGUGUGUGUGAUUGGAACGUGGAUCGUUCCAGAGACUAUGAUCUUCAAGAGUAUUUUCUGAAGGAUGUUUUUCUACAUGUUUUUGUAAAUGAAAGAGGAUGGAUGCUAUUCCCCCUUUUUUCUCCUUUUCACUCCAUUUGAAAUGUAUGGACACUUGGAAACCCCACUGACUCUGGAACAGAUCUAACUGGAAACGUGAUGUACUAAUCGUUAUUAGAAAACUGACAAAGGGAUAAUUGUUUUCAUGAUUACCCUGAAUUGAAUUGUAACAGUGAUAUACACUGGGUGUAAAAAAACAUGAUCAGCACCUUCUUAAUAUUGAGUUGCACCCCCUUUUGCCCUCAGAAAAGCCUCAAUUCGUCAGGGCAUGGACUCUACAAGGUGUCGAAAGCGUUCCACAGGGAUGCUGGUCCAUGUUGACUCCAUUGCUUCCCACAGUUGUGUCAAGUUGGCUGAAUGUCCUUUGGGUGGUGAAAGAGUAUUGAUAUACACACAGGAAACUGUUGAGUGUGAAAAACCCAGCAGUGUUCCAGUUCUUGACACACUCAAACCGGUGUGCCUUGUACCUACCACCAUACCCCGUUCAAAGGCACUUCAACCUUUUGUCUUGCCCAUUCACCCUCUGAAUGGCACACAUACACAAUCCAUGUCUCAAUUGUCUCAAGGCAUAAAAAUCCUUAUUUAACCUGUCUCCUCCCCUUCAUCUACACUGAUUGAAGUGGAUUUAGCAAGUGACAUCAUAGCUUUCACCUGGUCAGUCUGACAUGGAAAGAGCAGGUGCUCCUAAUGUUUUGUACACUCAGUGUAUAAUGUGGGUACAUAUUCUUGGUUCAAUCUGAAAUAGUUUGAGCCAAAGCCUACAGUAGUCCUCUGAAACGGCCUCAUGUUUCCUCCUCUACAUGUAGAGACUAUUGAUGUAUAUAGAUGUAUAUGUAUUAACUGACCUUCCUCUAAGAACGGUUCAUGUCUUGUUUAGUGUAGUAGAUACUCAGGUCAAUGGGGAUGUUUCUUCUUGACAUGUCACUAAAAUCAAACUAAAGUGUAUUUGUCACGUCCACAGGAUACAGCAGGUGUGAACAGUACAGUAAAAUGCUUACUUACAAGCCCUUCCUCAACAAUGCAGUAUUCAAUUAUAAUUCACUGUACAAAACCCAAUGAUGUGAUAGAUGCAUACUCUAAAGCACAGAUUAGCACACACUAGAACAAAACACACAUUCUAUGUUGUAGAUAUUCACAGAUAUCUACAUAACCAGAUCCUCUGUCAUUGAGAUGGUACAACAGCUUCUUGUGAACAAAUUGGGCUUGUUUUAGUCAUUGCUGGUUUGCUUUUGUAUGUCUUUAUGGUUUAGUGUUGAACAGAUGUGUGUGUGUAUAGGAACGAGAUGGAGGGAAUGGGAAUUGAGGGGAAGGAGGAGAGCAAAGCGCUAAUGACAGGAUUCUGAGUGGGUGUUGUGAUUGCAUGACGGCUGGGAGCUGUGCUUCCUUCCUUUACUGAUGGUCAUUCAUCGCAUACUCUGAUAUACUGUAAACAACGUCACACAAACAACAUAACUGGUACACUGGACAUUAUGGUGUGUGCACAGUAGGUUGGUGGCACCCUAAUUGGGGAGAACUGACUCGUGGUAAUGACUGGAGUGGAAUCGGUGGAAUGGUAUCUCAUACAUAAACACAUGGAUGCCAGGUGUUUGAUUCCAUUCCAUUAGCUCCGUUCCAGACAUUAUUAUGAGCCGUCCUCCCCUCAGCAGCAUCCGGUUUACAGGUGUUACACAAAAUGCAAAGGAAAUCCCUACAUACAGACACUGUAUAGUAAUUUUGUUUUUGUAAAUCUUUGUAUGGAAAAUGUGUACAUUGUGAAAAAUAUGGAAAUAACAGCAUUUGUUUAAAAUGUGAAAACUUUAAUGUAAUUAAAAAACAGUGAUAUAAUAAA
Messenger RNA from Oncorhynchus nerka (sockeye salmon), 2932 nucleotides. Its product is annotated as ephrin-A1-like. Gene Ontology annotation, molecular function: ephrin receptor binding. Gene Ontology annotation, biological process: axon guidance; ephrin receptor signaling pathway. The record is from RefSeq and is a predicted model, not a curated record. Gene Ontology annotation, cellular component: plasma membrane. Bases 174 to 890 code for a protein of 238 amino acids. The transcript has 5 exons. Lineage: Eukaryota; Metazoa; Chordata; Actinopteri; Salmoniformes; Salmonidae.